This is a messenger RNA of Heterobasidion irregulare TC 32-1, 375 nucleotides long. RefSeq lists its product as uncharacterized. NCBI's taxonomy places the organism in Eukaryota, Fungi, Basidiomycota, Agaricomycetes, Russulales, Bondarzewiaceae. The coding region runs from base 1 to 375 and encodes 124 amino acids. The transcript is spliced from 3 exons. The record is from RefSeq and is a predicted model, not a curated record.
AUGGCGUUUGGAGGUCUUUUGUGGAUGGGGUUCGUCGUCGCUGUUCUCCUUUCGAUUCGUGCGGGACAAGACAGCGGGCUUUGCAAGGACUUCUCUCGCCUUUCUGGCGCCUGCGGUGGCGCUGGCCCAGGACUUGUGGUCUUCGCACUGCUAGCCAGCUGGGUCACCCCUGUCCUUGCAUCUGUGGGAAUCUUCAUGCAUGUGCGCGAAGGCAUGUGGCAUGCUCAGAAGGCUCCACUCCGUCCUCUUUACUUGUCUGGCAAUAGGGAGAAAGGACCGGAUGUUGAGACGUAUCCUGCACCGUGGAACCAGUUUGAUACUGUACCUUUAGAUGACUCUAUCCCGACGGUUUCAUAUGGGCACAUGGGUGCAUGA